UGGACGCAAGAAGGGCGGAAUCCAAGAUGAGUCGUCGAAUCAAGAAAACCUUGGCUAUAGUUAGGGCCGUGAAUAGAAAGGCAGUAAUCCCCCAAACCGUUGGGCGUUAAAAUCCCAAAGGCCUAUUAGUGCGAAUGGCGUUGCACUACGUAUGACCACGAGUGAGGAAAUGUGGGGGGUAAAAGCCUGCUUGCUGAGGUGCAUCUUCCUUCCGGUUUUCUCCAUUACUCGGACUCCGAGUCCAUCGCCUAACUUACCCCUCUCGUUCUUGUUCGCCGCUUGCGGCUUCAAAGGAUCAUAUAUACAAUCAAUUGACCAGUGAUCAGUGGCAAUGGCAACGCAGACGCACGCAAUCCCGCUCGCAGCCCGGCAGCCCAGGUCCGGACUCGGAUCUGACUUGGACUCGACCCGAGCGCCGCCGGCCCUGCCUCCGAUCCCGCGCAAGAAGCAAGCCGCAGUGCUCCUGUCCGCCUUUAUGACGAUAGCCCUCACCAUCGGCUACAACCAGUGCUACGGCGUGUUCCAGGAGUACUACCUCUCGGCCAGCCAGGACGUGCUAGAGCCGGCGCCGGCUUCACGGGUUUCGCCGCCGACGGCGCUGCUCGCCUUUGUCGGCACGCUGUGCUACGGGCUGACGUGGGCAGGCGGCAUCCUCGUGAAUCCCGUCAUAUCGCAGAUAGAGCACGGGACCUGGGACCCGGCCACUCCCUCGACCCACAGGCUGUGGCGCCGCAGGAUCCUGCGCAAGCUGCUGAGCCAGAGGACAAUCACCAUCUCUGGGGUGGUGCUGAUCGCGGCCGGCUUCGCGCUGGCGUCUCUCAGCACGUCCAUCUGGCAGCUGCUGCUCACGCAGGGCUUCCUCGUCGGCCUGGGCAUGUCGAUGCUGUACUUUCCGCUCCUGGCCCCCGCCCCAGAGUACUUUACGAACCACCGCGCCACGGCCAUGGGCUUUGCCGGCGGCGGCACCGGCGGUCUCAUCUUCUCACCCGUGAUCCGGGCGCUCCUCAGCUCCGUUGGAGGGCGCUGGACUCUCAGGAUCUACGCGGCCUUCAACCUCGUUGCGGGGCUACCAAUCGCCUGGGCUGUGCCCAAGAGCCGCUUUGCAGCCGCUUCGACCGCGGAAGGACCCGAGAGACGCAACACACACGUGUCCCGCGCGCUGGCCUCAAGAGCGACCUUUAUCUUCUCUGCCGUGGCCGCGUUUCUCCAGGCCGCCGGCGCCCAGCUGCCCCUCUCCUUCAUCCCGUCUUACACGGUAGUGCUCGGGCUCGACGCCUCCAAGGGCGCGACGCUCCUCGCGGCCAGCAACGCCAUCAACGCCGUGUCACGCAUCCUGACGGGGUACGCCGGCGACCGCUUCGGGCGGCAGAACACGCUGGUGUUGACGCUGCUCCUGGCGGCGACCAGCGUGUUUGCCUUUUGGCUCAGCAGCCUGCUGGCGACGACGUCGUCGGCCUCGCUCCCGCUCUGGCUGGCCUUCAUCGUGCUCUACAGCUUCUCCGCCGGCGGGUAUUACGGGCUGUUCCCGGCGCUGAUCGCCGAGGUCUUUGGCAUCCGGCAGUAUGCGGCCGUCAACGCCUUCAUCCUCUUGGUGCGGGGGCUGGGCACCAUGUUUGGGAGCCCAGUGGGCGGGCAGCUGCUGGGGACGUCAGACCAGAGCACGGCGGCGUAUGCUAGCAUCGCGUACUGGGACGGGGCCUUGUUGAUGGGGGCAACGGCCUGCUGCGUUGGGGUGCGGUGGGCCGAUGGAAAGGGCAGGGGAUGGAAGUGGAUUGCUUGAAGCCGGCGGACGGCGGAUGCGCAAGAUACACAACUCACAUGUACAACUCGUGUCAAUGU
Messenger RNA from Lasiosphaeria miniovina, 1839 nucleotides. Its product is annotated as major facilitator superfamily domain-containing protein. The record is from RefSeq and is a predicted model, not a curated record. The coding region runs from base 332 to 1780 and encodes 482 amino acids. Lineage: Eukaryota; Fungi; Ascomycota; Sordariomycetes; Sordariales; Lasiosphaeriaceae. Gene Ontology annotation, cellular component: membrane. Gene Ontology annotation, molecular function: transmembrane transporter activity. Gene Ontology annotation, biological process: transmembrane transport. The transcript has 3 exons.